CCCGCCGCCCCCUGAAGCGGCCGGAGCCGCGCCCGCCGCCGGCCGGGACGAUGGUGCGCUGGGAGGCGGCCGCGCUGCUCGCCGCGCUCGUCGGUGUCUGCGUUUGGACCGACGAGACCGGGAAAGUUAUCUCGGAUCGGUACGCCGUCUACUGGAACCGGAGCAAUCCCAGGUUUCACCGCGGGGAUUACACGGUGGAGGUGAGCAUCAACGACUACCUGGACAUCUACUGCCCGCACUACGAGGAGCCGCUGCCCGAGCGGAUGGAGCGCUACAUCCUCUACAUGGUCAACUACGAGGGGCACGCGUCCUGCGACCACCGGCAAAGGGGCUUCAAGCGCUGGGAGUGCAACCGGCCCGACUCCCCCAACGGGCCCCUCAAGUUUUCGGAGAAGUUCCAGCUCUUCACCCCCUUCUCGCUGGGCUUCGAGUUCAGACCCGGCCACGAGUACUACUAUAUCUCCGCGUCCCCCCCGAACAUGGUGGACAGACCCUGCCUGAAGCUGAAGGUUUAUGUUCGGCCAACAAACGAUUCCCUCUACGAGUCCCCGGAGCCCAUUUUCACCAGCAACAACUCCUGCUGCAGCCUCAGGGUCCCACACGCCGUGCUCGUGGUGGUGCCGGUCGUCUGGACGCUCCUGGCCUCGUAGCACCGACACCGACGUGCCGGGGAGCGGCUCCGCGGGGAAGGAGCAGCCUGGGGACAGAUCCUGGCCACCCCGAAUCGCCUUCGAGUCGCGGCUCCUGCGGCAGCGGGACGUGCCUGGGGAGAUCACCGGUGUGGAGGGUUGGUGCUACCGGCGAGAAGCUCGCCCGGAUCCUGCUGCCGCGUGAAGUCCCCAUCUUCGCACGGCCACCGCGCCAGGACAUCGUGCCGGGAAUGGUGAAGGGCUGCCCCGCGGGAUGGAUCCUGGCUGCGCUUGCCGAAAGCUCCCAUCUCUGCGCUACGGCUCGCUCGGCGCCAGCCCUCCCCGUCGGAUGUCGCUUUUUACAUUUCUAGACCAAAUAUAGAGUCCUCGUCGUUUUGUUUUGUUUUUGUUUUCUAAAGAAAAAAGAUUUUUAUUUUUAUUUGUUGGGUUGUUUCAGUCCGGGCUUCCCCGUGUCAGACUGACCCACACGGGGCCGGGCUCAGCCCCCUCCCGCUGAGCCCCUCGCCGGGGCGGCUGCGGCACCCUGCCUUCGCCCGGCCACGGGCAGCGCCGGGAAGCCAGGAGAGACGGAUGCCAGCGACGGUGCCGAUGGCUCCGUUGUCGCAGACUCCUUCCCAGCCCGGCCAUCGCUCCGGCAGCAGGACGUCGCGGUGCCGGCUGCGGCGCGCUUCCCCUGCCACCCCUCCGCCGUGGGGGUGCGGGGAUGGGGGGGCCUGGACGGACACGAGUCCCCGCUGAGCGCCUGGUGGGGUGACCCCGUCCCCACCGCUCGUGCCACGGAUGUCACCGCUGUCCCCGUGGGACCCCGGGGCCGCUCCGCGAGCAGCAAAGCAAACUGGAUGCAUCCGAGGGGAGCGCCAGGGAUGGCCGGCACAAGGGGCACCGGCGAUGGCCGGCCGGCACGUGGAGCGCUGAGGACGGCCGGCACCGGGAGCACUGGAGAUGGCUGGCCGGCACGGAGAGCACCGGGGAUGGCUGGCUGGCACUGGGAGCACCACCGGGAGCUGGGAGCCGGCGGGCCGGGCUCGCCCAGCAGCUGGGAUCGCUCCGAGGGCGUUUGGCUGGAGCCGGGGCUGGAGCCCCCGUCCGCGGCAGGGCUGAUCUCGCCGGGGCAGGAGGAGCGUGCCGGCCCGGCGUUGCCCGUGGAGCAGGUUUUCCUCCUCUGCAGCCUUCUGCUCUGCACCGCGUCCCCCCCCCCGCGAUGCCUUGGGGGUGCGAGAGCCCCCACGGGGGGGGCCAGCGGCCGCGUGCGGGACCAUCGCGGCGCUCCCCACGGUUGCCCCUUUGUCCCCCGGCUGCUGCCGGCAUCCCCGGAGUUCCGGGGCUGGGCUUGGGGAUUUUUUCCUUUUCCUUCUUCGCGUUAAUAAGAAAAACUCAUCGAAACCCCCGAUCCAAGGUUGGCCCUGACCCCAGGGGUGGCAGGUCCCCAAGGAGGGUUACCCCCCGCAGCCCCGGGGCCUGACCCCUCCUCGCCUUAAAUCUGGGGCUGUCCCACCUGGGGGGGGUCCCGUGCCAUCCCGCAGAGGCACCCCCACGCACCGGGGGGUCGGUGGUCCCGGGGGACGACGGCAAUGGGCUCGGACCCGGCCGAAGCCCCUCCUGCGGGCGCCUUUUCCGAGCGCACCCCAGACCCUUCCGGCAGCAGGGGGGCCGGCGGGGGCUCCGUCCCUGUACAUACAGCGCUAUACUGUGAGCGGUUUUUUUUAUGUAUUGUUGAGAAUGAAUUUUAUGGAAGGGUUUAUCUUAUUUUUAUUUUAUUUUUAUUUUUUAGACUAGGAAGCUGAAAUCUCGCAAUAAGCUCAUCUUGACCAUCCAAAAAAUAAAAAAAAAAAAACACCCAAUAAAAAAAAAUCGCAUUCCCUGCCGUCCCGUCCCUGUCCCCGUGUGUCCAGACCAGGUCGUGGUUCUCGAAGGCGAGCGAAAGCAUCGUGUUUAUUGAGGGGAUGAGGGAGGGCACCCACCCAGCCGGGCGCUGAGCACCCACCGGGCUCCGAGGAGGAGCCGGCAGCACCCACCUGCCACGGUGCCGGCUCGCGGGGGAGAGGCGACGGCAAAACCUGGCCUUCGGUCUGUGUUUUAUAUAUAUAUAGAUUAUAUAUAUAAAUAUCUAUAUUGUGUACAGCGACUGUGGGAGAGUGGAAAAGCGAAUGCGGCAGCGAGGCUGGCAGGGGCCGGCAGCCGAGGCGAGGGGGUGCUGAGGGCUGGGGGUGCUUCGCUGUGGCCGGGCUGUCCCUCGGGAGCAGCCCAUCGUGGGCGCUGGUUCUGCGUGUUGGUCUCCGUUCCGCCUAGCUUCGUCCUUAGACACGCCGCUUUCGUCCUCGACGUCGUGCUGAUGGUAACCGGAUCACCGCCCCAUUUGGAUUCUGUAUUUUUUUAUAAUAAAAUAAAAAUAAAUGUCGUGUGA
Molecule: messenger RNA, 3054 nt
Organism: Harpia harpyja (harpy eagle)
Lineage: Eukaryota; Metazoa; Chordata; Aves; Accipitriformes; Accipitridae
Gene: EFNA2
Product: ephrin A2
Exons: 4
Coding region: 51-650 (199 amino acids)
Biological process (GO): axon guidance; osteoclast differentiation; ephrin receptor signaling pathway
Cellular component (GO): plasma membrane
Molecular function (GO): ephrin receptor binding
Source: RefSeq, a predicted model, not a curated record